Messenger RNA from Phaeodactylum tricornutum CCAP 1055/1, 1931 nucleotides. RefSeq lists its product with no specific name. Gene Ontology annotation, biological process: microtubule-based movement. The coding region runs from base 123 to 1931 and encodes 602 amino acids. Lineage: Eukaryota; Bacillariophyta; Bacillariophyceae; Surirellales; Neidiaceae. The transcript is spliced from 5 exons. Gene Ontology annotation, molecular function: microtubule motor activity; ATP binding; microtubule binding. The record is from RefSeq and is a predicted model, not a curated record.
CAUGAACCAUGAUGCAACAAGACUAUAUUGAUUGCAUUUGUCUUGACUGAGACACCGGUGCACACUGACAUUGACUAAUUCCCCCCUUUUUGCUUGUGCACGGCCUUUCAUUUUUGGAUACUAUGAGUAAUCGACGCCGAUCCUCAGUAGUUCCCCCCAAAGAUCAAACUCGUCUCAAGAUUGAGCGGAUGGAAGCGGAACGAGAAGAACGUCGUAGGGCUAUGGUUGAGCGCAAGAAAGAGCGCGCUCAGGAAGAACAGCGAAACAUUGCCGCUGGAAAUCCAGGCGACGUCGAUUUCAUUGGAAUGGUGCGACGCUGGCGACAGCAACACGCGCAAGAAAUCGAGCCACACGAUUCUUGCGACGCGCAUCCUCGUAUUUGCAUCUGUGUACGUAAACGUCCCAUUUCGGAAAAGGAGCGGGCCAGAAACGAUCACGACUCUGUUACUUGCCUCAAUCCGGCCGUCUGGAUACACAGCUCGAAAGUACGGGUAGACGGCAUCACAAAAUACCUCGAUCAAACGUCAUUCACUUUCGACCACGCCUUCAGUGAAGAGGCGUCUACCGAAGACGUUUACAAACACACCACCAUGCCAUUGCUGGACUUUGUUUGCAGCGGGAAAGGGGGACGGGCAACGGUGUUCGCCUACGGACAAACCGGCUCGGGGAAAACGCAUACCAUGAAUGGUAUUCAAGCGAUUCUUUGUGAGGACUUGUACCUGCAGCUUUCCGAUCAUGCAAACGCUGGUGGAUGUUCUUUGAAGAGCACAAAGAUCGUGCUAAGUUUUUUUGAAAUGUACGGAGGGUUUGUGCAGGACCUUCUGAAUGAUCGCAAUCGACUCAAAGUUCUCGAAGACGGCCAAGGGGAGAUUGUUGUAACAGGACUUCAGGAAGUGGAGGCCGAUACUGUCGCAGUCUUUCACGAAAUCGUCAACACGGGUAAUUCCUUUCGGACAACUCAUACAACGGAGGCCAACGAUACGUCCUCACGAUCGCACGCUAUUUGUCAAAUACUGUUGCGUGACAAGCGCACAAACAAACUGCAGGGGAAACUGUCCUUGGUUGAUUUGGCGGGAAGUGAACGCGGCACUGAUACAAAAUCUCAUAAUUCCCAGCGGCGAGCAGAAAGUUCUGAUAUUAAUACGUCGUUACUGGCUUUGAAGGAAUGCAUUCGUGCCUUGGAUAACAAAAACAAGUCCGGAGCUAAACACGUCCCGUAUCGUUCCUCGAAAUUGACUUUGAUUCUCAAAGAUUGUUUCACCUCACCUGCCGCCAUGACCACCAUGAUUGCAACAGUCUCUCCAGGAGCAUCCGCGACGGAUCAUUCUUUGAACACGCUACGAUACGCUGGCAGGAUCAAAGAGCAACGCGCCGGCACCAAAGCUGGUGAUAUUGCCAAGAGUCCGAUGCGACGGAAAGUGUCGCCUCGGAGUGCAGACACGUCAUCUACAGCAUCGGAUCAACUUCCAAACAGUCUGGGUAUAGAUGAAAAGACAGCAGUGGUUGAAGGGAGUGCAACCCGAUUUACACCGAGGUCAGGGACGAAUACAAUGCUUCGUAAGGAAGUAUUAGUACGUCGUAGCCCGUCGGAUGAUUUAGACGCCGUCUCAGGUGCGACACAGGAGGAGACCGAGCUGCGACGCACUGUGCAAGGUUUAUUUGAACAAGAAGAAGCAAUCUUGAGUAUGCACAUGAGAAAUAUUCAGGAGAAUGCUGAAUUGCUCACGGAAGAAGGAAAACUUUUACAGGAGGUGCAAAGGGACGGAGUCGACAAUGAAGCCAUCGAGGAGUACAUUUGCGCACUCGAAAGCGUUGUAGAAAGAAAAGAAACAAUGAUUUUGUCUCUGCAGGAAAAGCUUUUGGUGUUCAGCGAUGCUUUAGAGAAGGAGCAGGCACUUUCUAAAAAGGUGGGUUCGCUGGCACAGUAUUAA